AUGGACCUAGACGAUACAAGUGGCAAGGAUCCAGAAACCCAAUUAGGACCGAAUUCUAGAAAGAAACCCGAAGUAGGAGAUGAUCCUAUCCAGUUCUUGAAGGAAAUAGGGUGGUCAAUUUUUGAAAACACAACGGUAAGCACAAUUUUCAUGCCUGGCCAGAUCAUCUUUGAAGGGUGGCUUCACGGUACUCACAAGUUGUGUGUGUGUGGCAAGAUCGUUGUUAUGCGCGAGCUCAAUUGCGAUUGUACUCUCAUGCUCCAGAAGGGAAGUAUUCAAUGUCCUAACAACCCUGCCAUUGUCAAGAACUUAGUGGUCUCAAAGCAAGGGCACAUCUACGGUGACAUUCAGGCAACCGACACUGCCUGCAUCAACGGGACAUUUACUGUCAGUGUGAAGCUUACUAUCACCGGAGAGCUGAUGAUCAAGGGCACAUUGUCGGUGAAACCUUCCAUUUCGCUGCUUCUCAAGCCCUCGCGUGUUAGGCUUGUGGUUGUCCAUAUAGUCAUCCCCGCCCACCAAUGCCCCUGA
Xylaria bambusicola is the source of this 531-nucleotide messenger RNA. RefSeq lists its product as uncharacterized. The transcript has 3 exons. The record is from RefSeq and is a predicted model, not a curated record. The coding region runs from base 1 to 531 and encodes 176 amino acids. Lineage: Eukaryota; Fungi; Ascomycota; Sordariomycetes; Xylariales; Xylariaceae.